CUUGGUUGAACUUCCCGAGAAGAGAGAGAGAGAGAUUCGUGAGGAUGAUGAACGUGGUGGCCAUUUGCCUCGUCGUGUCGUCGCUCGCGGCGGCCGGAGUCUGGUCUCCGGGCCCGGAGAAGCGGGGCGGCGACCGAGAGAACGGCGACGUGAUCUUGAAGGAGGGCCACCGAGUCGUCGUCGUCGAGUACGACCAGGACGGCCACGCCAACACCAAGGUCUCCAUCUCGCCGGAGCACGACCACAUCCCCAUCAAGCCCGCCUCCGUCACCGACCUCGAGGGCGACCUCUACCAAGGCGCCAAGGACAAGGCUAAGGAGGCCGCCUCGUCGGUGGCUCCGGAGCGGAAGGAAGACGGUGGCGGCCACGGGUACACCGGCGCGAAGGAGCUGAUAUGCGAUGCCUUCGGCAAGUGCAAGCACAGGAUCGCGAGCGGCUUCGGGAAGGCUAAGGAGGAGGUGACCGAGAAGGUCCAUGAGGUCGAGGAAGACGCGAGGCAGGCGAAGGAUGCUGCGGAGGAAAAGCUGCAGAGGGCCGGGGAGGCGGCGGCGCGGAAGGCGCACAUGGCCAGGGAGAAGGCGAGGGAGGCGGCGCACAAGACCGGGGAGAAGGCGAGGGAGACCUUCGAGAGCACGCAGGGUGCCGCACGGACCGCCAAGGAGGAAGGGAAGACGACGGUCGGGGACGUCCAGAGGAACCUGUCAGAGGCAGCCGGGGCAGCGAAGGAGCGGGCCAAGGAGAAGGCCGAGGAAGCGAAGGAGGCGGCGAGGGACGUCGGCUCGAGGCUGCGCAGGCUCGAGGAGUCGGUGAGGAGGCACGUGGCCUCACGAUUCGACAGGAGGACACUGGCAGGGCUGGUGCAUCUGCUGGGGUUCGCGACGGCAUACGGGACGUGCGCUUGGGUCACGUUCGUGUCGGGCCACGUGCUCGCGGGGGCGCUGCCGAGGCAGCAGUUCGGGAUGGUGCAGAGCAAGAUGUGCCCGGUGUACUUCAGGGCCAUGUUUUCCAGCAUCGCCCUGAGCCUGUUGGGGCAUUUGCUGGGCCAGGGGAGGCACCUGUUCGCGAGCAAGCCGGAGAUGUUGCAGGGCUUGAACUUGUUGGCCUCGCUUCCUAUGGUUCUGGCCAAUAUGCUCUGCUUGGAGCCUCGUGCCACUAAGAUAAUGUUCGAGAAGAUGAAGCUGGAGAAGGAAGAGGGCAGAGGGAGAGAGCCCCUGGGCAGCACCGACGCGACCCAAGCGACCGAGCCGAGGCCUCCGCCAGGUGAGACUCCGACGCCGGCGCCGACACAAGAGGACAGGGAAGGAGACGCCCUCAGAGCCCGGGCCGUGAGAUUGAACGAGAGGCUGAGGAAGCUGAACUCGUAUUCGUCGCUCCUCAACGUCGCGACGCUAAUGGCCCUCACUUGGCAUCUGGUGUAUCUGGCGCAGCGCAUCUCGACGCCGUGCUGAUGUGCACUGAGCUUAAGUAAGAAGAUUUUGAUGUAUGGUACAGUAAGAGUUGCUUUGCUUUUGCUUGCUUCUGGUUCAUCUGUGUGUAUACACGCCUUUAUAUAUAUAGGUCGGCUUUGUAACAGAGACCAAGUGCUUUUGUGUUUACCAUUACCAAAGUCUUAACGCCCGUAAUUCUUGGGUUGGGUAUGCCGCCUCUUUUAAAUGAAAUAUAUAUGAUAUGGUAGAUUUUCUUUCUA
Messenger RNA from Syzygium oleosum, 1687 nucleotides. RefSeq lists its product as uncharacterized. Bases 45 to 1448 code for a protein of 467 amino acids. The record is from RefSeq and is a predicted model, not a curated record. The transcript has 2 exons. NCBI's taxonomy places the organism in Eukaryota, Viridiplantae, Streptophyta, Magnoliopsida, Myrtales, Myrtaceae.